Molecule: messenger RNA, 3396 nt
Organism: Etheostoma spectabile (orangethroat darter)
Lineage: Eukaryota; Metazoa; Chordata; Actinopteri; Perciformes; Percidae
Gene: efna3a
Product: ephrin-A3a
Exons: 5
Coding region: 543-1217 (224 amino acids)
Biological process (GO): ephrin receptor signaling pathway; axon guidance
Cellular component (GO): plasma membrane
Molecular function (GO): ephrin receptor binding
Source: RefSeq, a predicted model, not a curated record
CGGCAUAGAUGGACAUGUGAGCGCAUCUCGGCCAUCAGAGGGCGGGUUUGUAGCGUUGUGUGCGCAGCGUGUGGCUGCCGCUGCUGCUGGUGAUGAUGAGAGGAGCUCAAGGUACACAAACCUUUCCACGGAUAUCCAGCGGCUUUAAAGCUGUACAAAGAACAGUAAACACCGGCCUCAGCUGUCUGUUCUGAAUGUGCAAACAUUGCCUUACCUGUGUUGUUCCUCUCUAAUGAAAGCAGAAUUGCCAAACAAAACCAGGAGUGACUUGAAAGUGCGCAGCGGAUACAAGAAAGAAGUCGAGAGAGAUUUAGCACAAGGGAAGGUGUCCAAAUGGGUCUUGUCGCAAUGGGAUUUGAGUUGAAGAACACGCAACCACUCAGAAGUCAUCCUGAUUCAAUUCGUUGUUAAGGUAACCGGGAACUUUAAAAGACGUUUUUUGACCGCAGGGAUGUUGUGAACGAGACGUCGCCUGGGACAGAAGGAGCGGGGACGCAGAAGGAAGAGAGGGGAACCAGGGCUGGACGAGCACCGGAGGGAUUAUGGCUCUCGCAACGUUCUCCCUUAGCCUCAUCACGCUGGCGCUUACUAACUUGCACCUGUCGAGAGCCAGCGACAGGCAUGCGGUGUACUGGAACAGCUCAAACCUACAGCUACGGAGGGAGGGAUACACGGUGCAGGUCAGCGUCAAUGACUACCUGGACAUCUACUGCCCGCACUAUAACACCAGCCAGCGGGGGACAUUAGAGCGCACCGUGGCCGAACAGUACAUCCUAUACAUGGUCAGCUACCGCGGCUACCGCACCUGUGACCCCCAGCUGGGCUUCAAGCGCUGGGAGUGCAACCGGCCCCAUGCUCCUCAUGCUCCCAUCAAGUUCUCUGAGAAGUUCCAGCGCUAUAGCGCUUUCUCGCUGGGCUACGAGUUCAACGUUGGCCAGGAGUACUACUAUAUCUCCACCCCCACCCACCACCACGGCCACAGCUGCCUGAGACUGAGGGUCUACGUCUGCUGCUCCACUGUUUCCCAGGCAGAUGAUGAUUCCAGUCAGACCUCUACCGACUACACAGUCAGGCCAAACAUCAAAAUACACAACAUUGAUGAAUUUAACCCUGAAGUUCCCAAACUGGAGAAAAGCGUCAGUGGCAGCAGCCCAUCACGUGACCGCCUUCUUCUUACCGUGGCGAUGCUGCUUGUGUCUGCUGUCCUUCUGUCCUAGCGACUUGUCACCGUGACUGACACCUCAUGCAUAGCUGGGACCGCCUUGUCCAAAGGGCUUUGUAUCCACCAAGUUGUUGUAGUAAAAGUUGGCAGAAACACAUGAGAGGAUAAUGCAGAGGUGCAACAGAACCACAGUCAAAGGGGACACAGAAAGGAAAUCCUUGAACUUAAACUUAACUAGACUUUUAAAAAGGAGAGGCCUUUUGCUGUCAUAUUUACACUAGUGUAUUUUGACACUCCAUGUGUUGAUGGACGUCAUUAUAUGAAUACCACAGCAUUUCAUACCACAACAUGAACACCAUUCCAAAUCAGACUUCUGUGCUGCUGUCAUGCCUGAGAAAGUGGACUUGUAAUAAAUUGGAUGUAGACUACACACUCUUAUUGUAGCAUGGAUAUAAAAAUCACAUGAGGAUUUUAAGCUGCACUGUUCAGCUCAUGAAAGGAACGUUUUUUUUUUGUGACUGUACGCUUUGAAAAAGUUGGCAAACCUGGACUUUGCAGUGGAUUUUUAGGCCUUGGACCAGGAAUGCAAAUGUUUAAAACUCAACUUAGAUGUAGUUAAGAGCAAACUGGACUCUAGAACUGUACUCUUCUUACCUGGGCCAUACAGGAUAUUUAUAUAUAUCAGUCUGCGAUGAGAACAGCUGCCAUUAUCCUGGACACUGAAGAAUGUUUUCACACUGGUGUGAGGGAGCUGCUGGUAAUAACAGCCCAAGGUGUUUCUUAAGAAAAGGGAAAGACUUUGUGAGGAUAUCCACAGGCCUUUCAAGAAACCAUUUCCACAGACAUCAAAAAUACCCCUGGCUUUGUGAUAGGUACUGAUGGAAAGCCUGUGUUUUUUAGAAGAUGGCGAGUGUUCUCUUAGAACUAGUUCUUUGUCUGUAUUUUCUGCCUUCACACUGUAACAACCCUAGAAAAAUACAGACCCUGGACUAGUAAUUUGACGGCACUUAGACGUGUUGCAAAGAUUUUCCGAAUGUCAAACCUUUCUCCUAGCAGCAAUCAGCCGGGUUAUUCAGAAUACCACUAAUUUCUAAUUCUCAAAAAAAUCCUUUUAAUUUCUUUUCCACUAUAGAGGUUCCCAGUCAAUAAGUGCUGAUGGCCAUUACAGCAGUCAGUCACCAUGGAAACGACCCCAUACAGUCGCCAGAGUGCGGCAGCAGGUGCCUGAGGAGAAAUUGUGCUUUGAGUCUCAAAGUAACGCUGCCGCCAUUUUGUUAAAAACAAAACAAACAAAAAACACGUGUGAAUGUGCAAAGAAAGACAAGUUCACUUUUUUUAUAUUGUAAUACAACAUAGGCUGGCAAUUAAUCAGAUUACAAUGUUGUGCUUUUUUUAUUUAUUUACUUUUCAAAUGUAUUUAUUUUAACAUUAAAGUAUAUUAUUUAUCUACCUAAUUUAUUAAUGUGCAUUUGUAGGCCUUUGCUCAAUAAGCUAUUGUGCCAUUUUUUUAAUUUUUUCUUAAACAGUGGAAUUUUUACUGCAGCAUUUUUGCUUGUGUAGAUAAAUAGGCAGAUGUAAUUCAGCCUGACAAACAGAGAGGGUUAUUGGUUAUGACUAAUCAGUAGGGAUAUACGCUCAGUAACCUUACUCUCAUGUAACAGAUACUGCUAACCAGAUUGUGUUGCUGAAGUGCAUGUCAUAAACCAACUGUGAAUGCACAAACAGAGUUGAUGGAAGACCAGCAAGUGCUGCACUACUUGUGAAAACGAAGGUUUCUGCAUUGUAAUGUAUAUUUAUAAUACAUGCUGGUUAUGGUGUGUGUGUGUGUGUGUGUGUGCGUGUGCCUGUGCGCGAGCGUGCGUGCGUGCGUGCGUGCGGCUCUGUCUGCCUGCUUUCCUGCGUGUGGAAGCGAGUUAGAGAAAAAAAACGUGUGCACAUUUGUGUGCCUAUGUAUGUAGAAUGUGUUUGUCCGCGCUUUUUGAGUAUGUUGCAUUUAGAAAUUUCGUACCCGUUAAGGAGUCGUUUGUAGGAUCUGAAUAUGCAAGUGUGUAUGAGAGAAUGUGCUCUUCUGUAAUGUUAGUUUACGUUACGGGGUUUGGGAAGCGGGCAAAAAGCAUUUACUGGUGUUGAAGACAACCACAAGAAACAUGUUUACCACAAGAAUGAAUAAAAAAAACUGUAAAUUGAUCCAAGAAUGAUUAAACAAUGCCAAUUAAAGUCUUUUUGCAAAUUUA